GAGAUGACACCAAAACCACAAGAAACCCACAAGGCCACAACGCUCUCCCGGCACAAUACCAUGGCCGUUAAGUCCAAGCCGGCCACCUCCUCUUGCCUCGCCGCCGCCGUCCAUGGAGACCUCCUCCAAGUCACCGCAGCGGCCCUUCUCGCCGCCGCGGGAGCCUUCCGCGGCAACUGUGCUGCUGUGCCCUUGCCUUGUGCUCCUUCUCCUCGUCCUCAUCGCCGCAUCCAUCGCCUUCACGGUCCAGUUCCGCCUCUACUGCCACUCCCCUGUCGGCCACCUCAUCUGCCCCCACCGGUGCCCGCACCGCAUCUGACCGCAGGCGCUAGCCACCGCUGGCGGGAGCGGGAGGGCACUGGCCUGCUCCCCAGCCUCGCCCCGCAUCUCCUUUCAGCGAGAUCCCGCUCCCUUCCUGCCUCCCCUCUCGUCGCGACGCCAGCAUUUAGGGCAGACGCCCUGCUCCGUUUCCCUGUCGCGAGAUGCCUGUCGACCUCAGCGUCCUCCACCUCCGACGACGACGACGCCGAGGGGGCCUCGCCGCCGCAGGGGGCGUCGAGCCACCCAGAGCACGUGGGCCGCGUGUGCGCCGCUAUCGCUGACGUCAUGGCCGCUGGCGCCGACGCGAACUUGGAGGCGACGCUCUCUGCACUGUCACCGCCGCUCUCCGAGGCGCUCGUGCUCGCGGUGCUCGACCGCUUCAAGCACGCGCACAGGCCAUCCCGCCGCUUCUUCCAGUGGGCUGCUGCAUCUGACGAGUUUGAGCACACCCCCGUCACUUACUGUAAGAUGCUCCACAUCCUUGGCAAGGCGAGGCAGUUCGAAACGAUGGUUGCACUAGUCCAAGAAAUGGGGAAGGCUGGUGCCCUGUGCAUGGACGCCUUCAAGAUCGCCAUUAAGUCAUUCGCUGCGGCCGGUGAGAUCAAGAAUGCAGUUGGCGUAUUCGAGAUGAUGAGGGUGCACGGCUUUGAUGAUGGGGUGGAGUCGUUCAAUUGCUUGCUUGUCGCUUUGGCUCAGGAGGGGCUGGGCAAGGAAGCUGCACGGGUCUUUGACAGAAUGCGUGAUCAGUACACUCCGGACCUGCGCUCAUAUACAGCACUGAUGUUGGCGUGGUGCAAUGCAAGGAAUCUGGUCGAAGCUGGGCGUGUCUGGAACGAUAUGCUGGAGAAGGGGAUGAAGCCAGACGUUGUUGUGCACAACACAAUGAUUGAUGGAUUGCUUCGUGGGCAGAGGCGUCCUGAAGCUGUGAAGAUGUUCGAGCUGAUGAAAGCUAAGGGUCCUCCACCAAAUGUCUGGACUUACACGAUGUUGAUCCGGGAUCACUGUAAGCAGGGAAAAUUGGACAUGGCGAUGCGAUGCUUCGAGGAGAUGCAGGUGGCUGGGUGCCAACCAGAGGUUGCUACCUAUACAUGCUUGCUUGUGGGAUACGGGAAUGCGAAACGAAUGGAUAGAGUGACAGCGAUGUUGGAGGAGAUGGCACAGAAGGGGUGCCCUCCUGAUGGCCGGACGUACAAUGCACUGAUUAAGCUGCUAACAAACAGGAAUAUGCCUGAUGAUGCGGUAAGGAUAUACAAAAAGAUGAUAACUAAGGGGCUUGAGCCCACUAUUCAUACUUACAACAUGAUGAUGAAGUCAUAUUUCCUUGGCGGGAGGAACUAUGCAAUGGGCUGCGCAGUGUGGGAAGAGAUGCAUCGGAAGGGGAUUUGUCCAGAUGUGAACUCGUACACAGUAUUUAUUAAUGGUCAUAUACGACAUGGAAGACCUGCGGAAGCAUGUAAAUUUCUCGAGGAGAUGAUCCAAAAAGGGAUGAAGGCUCCACAGAUAGACUACAACAAAUUUGCUGCAGAUUUUUCCAAGGCUGGGAAGCCGGACAUAUUAUAUGAAUUGGCUCAGAAGGUGAAGUUUACAGGAAAGUUUGAUGUGUCUAAUGUGUUCCAUCAGUGGGCAGAAAGAAUGAAAAAUCGGGUCAAGAAGACUGUCCCUAAUCAGACAGGGUGCAGGAUGUUCUGAGAUUACUAUGUCUGUCUGUAAUGGUGGUUGAAAUUUUAGAAUGUGCUCCUGCUAUUUAGCGGAGAGGUGCUACAGUUUUUUUAUAUUGUAUAGUAAUGCUUCAUUGAAGAGUAUCCCUAUUUAUAUUUGUUAGAAUGAAAAUUUUCAUUAAAUUAUGAAUUAGUUUAGUUUCAA
Messenger RNA from Brachypodium distachyon (stiff brome), 2184 nucleotides. RefSeq names its product pentatricopeptide repeat-containing protein At3g62470, mitochondrial. Gene Ontology annotation, molecular function: protein binding. The transcript has a single exon. Lineage: Eukaryota; Viridiplantae; Streptophyta; Magnoliopsida; Poales; Poaceae. The record is from RefSeq and is a predicted model, not a curated record. Bases 4 to 2010 code for a protein of 668 amino acids.